Miscanthus lutarioriparius is the source of this 1098-nucleotide messenger RNA. Lineage: Eukaryota; Viridiplantae; Streptophyta; Magnoliopsida; Poales; Poaceae. The record is from the annotation of a GenBank genome assembly.
AUGGCCAUCGGCGGGUCGGAGGCCGGCGGGGGAGCAGGCGCGGCGGGGAGCAGGAGGAGCGUGCUGGUGACGGGCGGCGCCGGGUUCAUCGGCACGCACACGGUGCUGCGCCUGCUGGAGCAGGGCUACGGCGUCACCGUCGUCGACAACUUCCACAACUCCGUCCCCGAGGCGCUCGGCCGCGUCCGCCUCAUCGCCGGCCCCGCGCUCUCCGCCCGCCUCGACUUCAUCCGCGGGGACCUGAGGAGCACCGAGGACUUGGAGAAGGUGUUCGCUGCCAGGAGGUACGACGCCGUCAUCCACUUCGCCGGGCUGAAGGCCGUGGGGGAGAGCGUCGCGCAUCCGGAGAUGUACUACGAGAACAACCUCGUCGGCACCAUCAACCUCUACAAGGCCAUGAAAGAGCACGGCUGCAAGAAGUUGGUGUUCUCGUCGUCCGCCACCGUGUACGGCUGGCCGGAGGUGAUCCCAUGCGUCGAGGACUCCAAGAUGCAGGCCGCCAACCCCUACGGCAGGACCAAGCUUAUCCUGGAGGAUAUGGCGCGUGACUACCACCGCGCGGACCCGGAGUGGAGCAUCGUCCUGCUGCGCUACUUCAACCCCAUCGGCGCGCACAGCUCCGGCGAGAUCGGCGAGGAUCCCAAGGGGAUACCCAACAACCUGCUGCCCUACAUCCAGCAGGUCGCCGUCGGCAGGCUCCCCGAGCUCAACGUCUACGGCCACGAUUACCCCACCCGCGACGGCACCGCGAUCAGGGAUUACAUACAUGUCGUCGACCUGGCCGACGGGCACAUCGCAGCGCUCAACAAGCUCUUCGAUGCUCCUGAUAUCGGUUGUGUGGCCUACAAUCUGGGCACAGGGCGCGGCACGUCCGUUCUGGAGAUGGUGGCGGCGUUCAAGAAGGCCUCCGGCAAGGAGAUUCCCACCAAGUUGUGCCCCAGGAGACCGGGUGACGCGACGGAGGUUUACGCGUCCACUGAGAAGGCUGAAAGGGAGCUUGGAUGGAGAGCCCAGUAUGGAAUCGAGGAGAUGUGCAGGGACCAGUGGAACUGGGCCAAGAAGAACCCGUAUGGCUACUGCGGCAGUGCUGAAAAAUAG